UUGAAUUUUAUAGGAACUGAAAAUUACUGGACACAUUUUAAGAAGAGGAGAAACACUGAUUCACCUCCCUGGCAAAGAGUUGGAAAAGAUAAAGCACCAUGGAUCUAACUUAUAUUCCUGAAGACAUAUCCAGUUGUCCAAAAUUUGGAAACAAAUCCUGUCCUCCCACCAGCCGCCCUUUUCAUGUGCGAAUGAUGAUGUACUCCAUUAUGACUGGAGCCAUGGUUAUCACUGUCUUUGGAAACUUGGUGAUAAUGAUUUCCAUCUCGCAUUUCAGACAGCUUCACUCCCCCACAAAUUUCCUGAUACUGUCCACGGCAACCACGGACUUUCUGCUGGGUUUUGUCAUUAUGCCAUACAGCAUGGUGCGAUCAGUGGAGAGCUGCUGGUAUUUUGGGGAUGGCUUUUGUAAAUUCCAUGCAAGCUUUGACAUGAUGCUCAGCUUGACCUCCAUCUUCCACCUCUGUUCCAUUGCUGUUGACCAGUUUUAUGCCGUGUGCUACUCUUUACACUACAUAGCCACAAUGACCACCUCCAUGAUAAAGCGGCUGCUGGCAUUUUGCUGGUCGGUCCCAGCACUUUUUUCUUUCGGUUUGGUUCUGUCUGAGGCCAAUGUUUCUGGUAUGCAGAGCUAUGAGAUCCUCGUUGCUUGUUUCCACUUCUGUGCACUUACUUUUAACAAGCUUUGGGGGACGAUACUAUUCACUACAUGCUUCUUUACUCCUGGCUCCAUCAUGGUUGGCAUUUAUGGCAAGAUUUUCAUCAUUUCCAAACAACAUGCUCGAGUUAUGAGCAACAUGCCUAAGAACACACAGGGGGAAAUGAAACCACAUCUGUCUAAGAAAAAGGACAGGAAGGCAGCUAAGACCCUGGGUAUAGUGAUGGGGGUGUUUCUAGCUUGCUGGCUGCCUUGUUUCCUUGCUGUUUGGAUUGACCCAUACUUGGACUACUCUACUCCCAUACUGAUCCUUGAUCUUUUGGUGUGGCUGGGGUACUUCAACUCCACCUGCAACCCCCUCAUUCAUGGAUUUUUUUAUCCCUGGUUCCGGAAUGCUCUCAGGUUCAUAGUGUCAGGAAAAAUAUUUAGCUCUCAUUCAGAAACUGCAAAUCUGUUUCCUGAAACACACUGAUUUAGGAAAAAAACAAUAAAAAGUGAGUAGAAUAUUGAAAAUAAGGUUAUCAUUAUUUUACUCAGAAGCACAUAUAUUACAUCCCCAAAUAACUGCAAAUAUUAUUUUAUUGAAUUUCAGUAAUCUAGAUACAUUUUCUGGAAACUGCACAAGAGCUAUGUUCAGUAUCUUCGAUCAGCCAAUCAAUCAAUCAGUCAGUCAUUAAUUAUCAACACUCACCUCGGACUUGUAAGAAAAAUGUCCAAAAGAUAUAUAUACUAUAGUGGAAAAUAGGUUGCCUUUGACUAAUUCACAUGAAAUCAUUAAAGACCAACAUAAGAUUAAAACCUUAAAUUGCUAAUCAUUUUGGUUCCUCUCUGAUUCCAUUCUAGAAUCCACAAAAGGGAAGAUCAUUAUGACCUGUGAGCCCACAAAGGGAUCCAUAGAGUGUGAGUUAAGACUUUCUUUAUUAUCAGCUAGCAGCCCACCUUAUCAUUCAGCUUGGAAGAAUUAUCCACAAUCAUUAUGUAAAUUAUUCAGUUAUUUCUGACACCCUGAAGCUCACUAGAA
Messenger RNA from Phyllostomus discolor (pale spear-nosed bat), 1679 nucleotides. Its product is annotated as trace amine-associated receptor 3-like. The coding region runs from base 99 to 1130 and encodes 343 amino acids. The record is from RefSeq and is a predicted model, not a curated record. Gene Ontology annotation, cellular component: membrane. Lineage: Eukaryota; Metazoa; Chordata; Mammalia; Chiroptera; Phyllostomidae. Gene Ontology annotation, biological process: G protein-coupled receptor signaling pathway. Gene Ontology annotation, molecular function: trace-amine receptor activity. The transcript has a single exon.